Penicillium diatomitis is the source of this 1344-nucleotide messenger RNA. RefSeq lists its product as uncharacterized. The record is from RefSeq and is a predicted model, not a curated record. Lineage: Eukaryota; Fungi; Ascomycota; Eurotiomycetes; Eurotiales; Aspergillaceae. Bases 1 to 1344 code for a protein of 447 amino acids. The transcript has 2 exons.
AUGCUUGCACCAAAACCAUCCCUGCGCUUCAUUGCACUCGGCUUGAUGCUGAGUCUAGGCACCUUGGCCAUUCUUCUCCUGCAUAUUCGGUCCACACAGGAUCGAAAAUCCCAAUAUAUCCUGAAAACCUCAUCAUCGGGAUUAAACAGUCAAUCACAUUGCGAGCAAACGUCACAGACGCCGUCUUCCACGGAGAAUGACACUUGGGAGUUUAACACAAAGCGCGAUGCCUUGAAUUAUGGCCUUUCCGAUGAGCAGUGUCAACUCGCGUUUCCGAAAUUAUUUGUGGACAUCGAAAAAUCAGCGGCCUUGAAGAAAGCCAUCUCGCCGAUCACUUUUGACGACUUAGACUCGAGGGAAGUAGAGGACGGCAUGGUUCGCGCGAUGAUCGUCCAAGGGCAGCUGUAUAUCAUCGAGUACGCCUCGAUGCCUGUGACGGCUACACGAGCACGCGCUACACUUCAUUCACUCCACCGUGCCUUAAUGGCCGAUCCAAAUCGACACAUACUCCCCAACAUCGAAUUCAUCUUGACGAGCGAGGACUUUGCCACUGAACCGACAGGUCGUGGACCUAUCUGGGCCUAUUCCAAGCGCGAGGCCGAUGACGCUGUCUGGUUAAUGCCAGAUUUUGGAUACUGGGCCUGGCCAGAGGUGCGAAUCGGACCCUACCACGAGAUUCAACGGCGCAUCGCUGCCAUCGACGAUGGAGAGAUCCAUCCUGAUGGCACUGUGACGCCAGGUUUGAAGUUUGCCGAGAAGAAGAAACAGCUUGUUUGGCGCGGCAGCCUUGCGACAAACCCGGCCGUUCGCGGCAGGCUGCUCAAGUCCACGCAAGGCAAAAGCUGGGCAAGCGUCCGAGUGAUUGACUGGGAUGACGAGAACGAUAUUCGCUUCAAUCUGCUGCCUAUUGAAGAUCACUGUCGCUACAUGUUUCUUGCCCACACGGAAGGCCGCAGUUUCUCCGGUCGGGGCAAGUAUCUACUCAACUGUCGCUCCGUCGUGGUCUCCCAUCCUCUCAUUUGGCGCGAGGCACACCACGCCGCGCUGGUCGCCACCGGCCCCGAUGCCAACUUUGUGGAAGUCAGCGAAGAUUUCUCGGAUCUGUCGCGCAAGUUAGACUACUUGAUUGAUAACCCUCAAGUUGCGGAGCGUAUUGCCGAGAAUGCGGUACGCACAUUCCGUGAUCGAUACCUGACACCUGCAGCAGAGUCCUGUUACUGGAGGCGUCUGAUUCGACAGUAUGGAUCUGUCCUGGACUUUGAGCCCAAUUUACAUGCUGCGGGUCGAGAUGGAAAAUUGACGGCGCGUGGUACACCUUUCGAGACGUGGUCCUUAAUGCAUUGA